CUUGACAGUUAACAAUGUUUGAAAAAAAUCUCGUAAAAGAUACAGUAAUUAGGUAGUUAUAGGUACCGAAUUUCGAAAUCAUCUUUUCGUUUGUCGGGUAACUGUCAGUCUAUGACUACUAUUGCUUCAGUUUAUUAUAAUUUUCCUUCUUAUUUUCGACUGAUUACAAAACUUUCAUCUAUUUCUAGGAGAGGAGAGGUUUUAAAAUGGAUAACGCUAGAUUUUCUGAAGUACGUCUUAAUUUGCAACAGCUCGGCAACAUCAACGAGAUGCAAAAUACAUCAACUUUUAAGAUACGCGCCGAACGCUUUCGAGGUAAGCCUCGCAAUACGGCUCGUAGGAGCCGGCGAGGUGAACAAAGAAUGAAUACAGAAACAAUAAAGUGAAGUGUAAUUGUGUUAGUUAGUUUCAAUAAAUAGUGUUGAAGUGGGCGUUACAUCAUUUCAUAAUGAUUGAAUUUGGGAACCCGCCCUGACGCGAACAGCGCCGGUGUCCGCGGAGGGCGGCGCUCGUGUCAUGGCCCCGGCGCUUACUGUAACUCCGCAAACGACACAUUACGACGUGGUCAACGAGACCGAAAUAUUAGCCCACCGACGACGGGCCCUUGCGUCCGUCAAUAACCUCUCGACACACAUGGAGGAAGAUGAUAUGGGGCUGCAGAACCAGCCAAGUUUGGCGAAAGAUUCGCAGGAGAUGGAACAAAUAUUAGUGGAUCUGGGCAAUAGUGACAUAGUCCAAGCUGAUUUGCUUCAAGCUAUUAAAACUUUGGAGAGUGGGGGAGAUGUUUUGUCAACUGGUGAUCCAGAUGCCAUAUUUCCUCUAUCCAGCUUUGAUUUGCCUGAAACUGUUGAUGCAGAAGGUGAUGCGGCUGAGGAUAAAAUCAGACUUUUGCAGGCUAGGUUAGAACGAAGAUGUGCAUUUCUGUUAAGAAGGUUAAGAAUAUUGCAAGCUCGUUCUGUUGGAAAAAGAGUAGCUGAAGAAGUCACACAAACAUUUGAAAAAUGUACUCGAGGUGCAAGAAAAGAUGGUGGUGGACGACCAAUAGGUUUAAAAGCCUUUAUGAAGAGAGUUGAUACUACUUCUGGUCUACAAGCAAGCGCAGCAUCUAGGACUGUAGUUGGUCCAAAAUAUUAUAAUGCUAGUACUUCUAGAGGUGAUGCAACAAGAUCUGCGUCAUUAGGGGUUCCUUCAGGUACAUUAAAUGGUUUAGAGGAUACAGCUGGUAGCUUGCGUUUUCAUUUAUCAGUGGUGAAACAACAAUUAGAUUCAGAUGCAACUGAUUCUUCAUCUGGAGCAGAGAGUAAUGAUGAGGCUGUUGUAUAUAAUAACCAACAUCAACAGCACAUGCCUAUUGAGAAGAGAGCAUUAUGGUCUUGGCAAAGGACUCGAGCGUCAAUUGCAACACGUUGGUGCUGGCUACAGGCACAGAUUCAGGAGUUGGAAUAUAAAAUAAGACAGCAUAGUGAUUUACAUAAGCAGGUCCGCGAGGCAAAGGGUCGUAUAGAAUUUGAAGGUGAACCAGUUGGUUAUGAAGGGAGCCUCCCAGGUGAUGAUUCUCCCAGCACCUGCGCCAGAAUACGACCCUUGCGUCGGGAGACGUUUAAGAAACGAAAGUUAUUGCAAAUGCACAAUCUGCAUCUUGCUACUACCAAAGCGGCUAAACCCAGUGAUGUUAAGUGCAGCUGCGUGCACCCAUUGGAGUCAUGUGCUGUAUGUACGGGCCGAGCGGAAUCUACUCAGCCGCAGCCACCUUUCUCUACAUUGUCUCCAGCGGAGCGCCUAGCUCUAGUCGAUCCUAGCUACCAUCCUGUGCUUAGCACUAUACAAGAUGUGCCGCCAUCAAUUCACAUGAGCGCGCUCACGUCUCGUCCGUGGUUCCGGUCUCGCAUCAAGUCCUAUCGUGGCGCGCAUAAUUCAUCUCUCACAAAACAGACCAUCCAAGCAUCGCAGCCCACACAGGCUACUUCAACGACUACCAAACGACAUCCUACCAGAUUGAAACGUGGCAGACCGCCUCUAUCUCGCAAAGUUAAAGAGCGUGAUCGUGACGACGAUACUUCGACAUCUGGACAAGAACGUGGGCGUGGUCGAGCAAGCACAGAAUCGCGCGGCUGGAGGCGGCAAUCGUUCGAUAUCGAUAACAUCGUGAUACCACAAAGCAUCGCCGCUAACACGCGGCCUGAAAUACUCACCUAUAAGGAGAUUCUAACGCCUAAAUGGCGAAUAAUGGAUAUAUCAAGAACUAAAUUGAAUAAUGGGAUCAACAAUUCCAACCGUAUGUCGGUUGACGGAAGUGAGGAAGAAGAUGUAUCUGAAAUGUCACUAUAUCAGCGACACGCCCGAGCUGAAACCCAAGAGAGGAACCGAUUUCUACGCAAACAGAGAUCGAGAAGGAAUAACGCUGAACCACCCUUAGACCCAGUACCUGUACAAAAUCAUACACACAAACCACAGCCAAAUAUAAUACUACAAAACAACCAACAAAGCAGUGAGGCUGAGAACCCAUAUACACCACGGAGUUUCCCCCUACAAGACGAAGUUUACCAGGACAUGUUAUCUCUCAUGCCUGAAUCAUACCAGCCCAGCUGUAGUCCAUCUCCAAUUCCGUCACCCCAGGAAGAAGAACUGGAAGACUCCAGCACAUUAUCACCAGCAUCGGUACUUAUGUAUGAAGGGGAUGACCCCGAUGAUGCAGAAUGGAAUCCGAGUGCGGAAAAAUCUGAGCGAAAGAAAAGUAUACUGAAGUAAUUCUCGACUUGCUUCAGUUUCUAAGGAUCCAAAACAAAUCCUUUUGAGCAAUUAAGUGUUACCUUGUUUUGAGCGUACUGAAUACUUCAGAGGUAAAAUAAGUUUUGUUAGUUCUUCUUAACUGGAUUGUGUUGUUUUAAGUAGUAUCUGAACUUGUUUUACACAACUAGUUUAAAGUAUUAUAUAUUUCAUAACAUGGUGUAGAUUUACUGGUCACACCUAUUUUGGGUUUAUAGGAAAGUACAAAGUAGUCUAUCAAUGUCAUAGUUACAAAUGUUUAUGUCAAUGGCAUUAAAUAUCAAAAUUACUAAGUUGGUUUUAGACAAAAUUUUGUUAUAAUAAUAAUAAUUUAUUCAUUGCAAGAAUAUGGUAUGGUGUUACUUUAUAUGAUUAAAAAUAAUUUCACGCGGUAUGUUACUGAUUUUAUUUAAUUCAUGAGGUGUCUGAUAUAUUUUAAUUAAUUAACAUUUUGCUGGGUGACAUGUUAAGCUUAAGGAACUUAGUUACAAAUGUUUGGUACAUAAAUUCCAGGUUUGCUUGCAGAAGCUUAUAUCUGUUAUAAAUGCUAUAUUUUAACAAGCCAUAUAUAAAGUAAAAAUAAAUGUUUUGUGACUUAUCAUCUUGCAGAAGUACUAAAAUGUGUAGUAAAUACUCGAUGAAAUAAAAGCUUAUUUGUCAUGUAAGUAUCUUUACAUUAUUUGCUAUUAUAGGAUGUAGAGAAAUUUACGUAUAUGAAAUGCCUGUACCCAAACUACACAUUAUUGCUUGCUUUGUUGUCUGCGCCUGAAAUGAUGAUUACUGCAGCCAACAUCUUAAUAUUAAAUCCUUUAAAGAAACAAAAGAAUUAAGAUUAAAGAGGUAGACGCUCAUAGCAUUUUGAGGACAUAUUCUUUGUAAUUAAUUUUCGCAUCAUCCUUAACAGAGGGAUACAUUGAUAUUUGUGGUAUUUUUGAUUUGUUGUUUUCAAUGUAACAUUUAAGCUUUAUUAACCUAAUUCAAACCUAAUUUACAUCCAAACUAGGCGACAGUGAACAAUGUGAUUUUUUAUCUGGUUUUAGUUAUUUUUAUACUCAUGAUGAUACCUUUGUAAUAUUUGUUUUUUUUUCACUUCUAUAUUUGCUGUUGUCUUUUAUCUGAGAGUAGCUAAUAUAUUAGAAAUAAACAUCGCCUCUUAUAUAGAAAAAUUGUUAUUUUAAAUAAUAAGCUUUGCAUUUGACUUUAUCCAGACUUGCUGUUUUAUUGUCAAAAUGUUACAGUUACAUCAAAACCUAUUAAAAUAUUCUUGGAAAUGUACUAAUUAUAUGUACAGUACAUCUGCGUGGUUUAAUAAUUGAUAUAGUAGAUGGUUUAAAAGUAUUAUAGUUUAAAGUACUAAUUAUAAUUGUAGUUUAAGUUGUAAGCGCCCGAACCGCUAAGCGAAUGUAAAUAUUUGAGCGGGCACUGGAGGCAACUAAUAGACUGGUUACAAUAAUUUGAAUCUCUAAAAGAGUUUUCAGUUCCGACUUUGUGCGGACGCAUCAAUUACUUAGAUGUUUUGUACAUAGAUACAUUUAUUUUGAUACAUGUGUAAAUAGCUUCACCUAUGUAGAUAAUUCCUAACAGUCUUCAUUACAUAAA
Messenger RNA from Pieris rapae (cabbage white), 4365 nucleotides. It is a transcript of the gene nsl1, whose product is annotated as KAT8 regulatory NSL complex subunit 1. Gene Ontology annotation, molecular function: histone acetyltransferase binding. The coding region runs from base 517 to 2748 and encodes 743 amino acids. Lineage: Eukaryota; Metazoa; Arthropoda; Insecta; Lepidoptera; Pieridae. The record is from RefSeq and is a predicted model, not a curated record. The transcript is spliced from 11 exons. Gene Ontology annotation, cellular component: NSL complex.